Thunnus maccoyii (southern bluefin tuna) is the source of this 2085-nucleotide messenger RNA. RefSeq names its product claudin-4. Lineage: Eukaryota; Metazoa; Chordata; Actinopteri; Scombriformes; Scombridae. Gene Ontology annotation, cellular component: plasma membrane; bicellular tight junction. Bases 364 to 1485 code for a protein of 373 amino acids. The record is from RefSeq and is a predicted model, not a curated record. The transcript has 2 exons. Gene Ontology annotation, molecular function: structural molecule activity. Gene Ontology annotation, biological process: bicellular tight junction assembly; cell adhesion.
UCAGUUUCACCUGUUUUCUUUUGUUAAACUAAAACAGCAUGGGUUGGGGAGGGUAAACAGGUUAUGGGUAAGUCGACGUGUGGGUGGACCUGAUGAGCACGGACUGGUGACGGUGAGCUGUUUUCCUUCAUGGCCCCUCCUCUCUCAGAGAGGAGAUCAUAUGUACCUGCUCUCCUCCAAAAUCUCUCCCAUUUAGCAAACACACCUGAGCAACAGAAGACUUGCCUCCGUCAGAGAAAGAGACAAACGACCCACAGUCUUACGUCACUGCACGAGAGGAAUUACAGAAGCUCUUUCAAGUGACGAUUCAAAAGAGGAAGACGUUUCAUUUGAAACAACUCAAAGGCAAAUCAGUUGACCACAAUGGUGUCUGCUGGGUUUCAAAUGCUGGGCUCGGCCCUGGGGAUCCUGGGCUGGAUUGGUGCCAUCGUUGUUUGUGCCCUUCCCAUGUGGAGGGUCACGGCCUUCAUCGGCAGCAACAUCGUCACAUCGCAGACGUCCUGGGAAGGUAUCUGGAUGAGCUGUGUGGUCCAGAGCACAGGCCAGAUGCAGUGUAAGGUCUACGACUCCAUGCUUGCCCUCAGCUCUGACCUCCAGGCUGCCCGGGCCUUAACCGUCAUCGCCAUCGUAGUGGGCAUCAUGGCUAUCCUUCUCUCUGUGGCGGGCGGGAAAUGCACCAACUGUGUGGAGGAUGAAGUAUCCAAGACCAAGGUGGGCAUCGCAUCUGGUGUUGUCUUCAUUGUGGCUGGGAUCCUCUGCCUAAUCCCUGUGUGCUGGACAGCCCAUACCGUCAUCCGUGACUUCUACAACCCGCUAUUGGUCAAUGCCCAGAAGAGAGAUGGCGUAACCAUGGCGUCUCAGGGCCUCCAAAUCAUGGGUGUGCUGCUGGCCUUCAUCGGCUGGCUGGGCACCAUCAUCACUUGCGCUCUGCCCAUGUGGAGAGUCACUGCUUUCGUUGGGGCGAACAUCGUCACCGCCCAGGUGAUCUGGGAAGGCUUGUGGAUGAACUGUGUGGUUCAGAGCACGGGCCAGAUGCAGUGUAAGGUCUACGACUCCAUGCUGGCCCUGCCUCAAGACUUGCAGGCUGCCAGGGCCAUGGUGAUCAUCUCGGUGAUCGUCGGCGUGUUCGGCGUCCUCAUGGCCAUAGUCGGAGGAAAGUGCACUAACUGCAUGGAAGAUGAGGUGUCCAAAGCCAAAGCCUGCAUCGUGUCCGGGGUGAUCUUCAUAAUAGCCGCCUUGCUGAUCAUGAUUCCAGUGUCGUGGUCAGCUCAUGCGGUGAUCAGGGACUUUUAUAACCCAAUGGUGAUCGCAGCUCAGAGGAGGGAGCUCGGGGCUGCACUUUAUAUCGGUUGGGGUUCCUCUGGGCUGCUGCUGCUGGGAGGAGGCCUGCUCUGCAACAACUGCCCCCCAAAAGACAACAGGCCCUACAUACCUGCCAAGUUUGCCCCUGCCAGGACCGUAUCCUCAAAUGUGGACUAUGUGUGAGUGUAAGAUGUAGCAUAAGACGUCUCAAGGUUUUUUUUUUUUUUAAUUCUGUUACCGAAAAAUAAACAAAAGGAUUUGUUUCUUAAGGUGUUUAAAGUUGUUGCUGAGGCUGACAAAAACAAGAACAAUGAAGUUUUGAUUACAUUUCACUGUGUAGUUGUUGUUUUUUUUCAUAUUGGAGCAGUAUAGUAACUAAAACAGCAAAAUAUAUUGUUUUGCGGUUUGUUUUCUUGUGUUGGAACUUUUCAGAUGUAGUGACUUCCUAUCGAAGGUUGAUAUACACUGUCGACUGUUUUCACAUGACACAUUCAUAUUCAUGUUUCUCAAAUAUUCUUUUCCACUUAUAAACAAUUCCUCUACUGUGAAUUUAAAACCUGUAAUAUUUCUCUGAAACAAUAUAUUCAUUAUGAGUAAAAUACCAACUAAAAAGAGUAGUUUUUCUCAUGUAGACUGAAUGGAGUGAUGCAGUGCCUAUUUAAUCACUCACAUAUUCAAAUUUGUAAGUUGCCACGAAUUGAAUGAAUGCAGAAUUUUCUAAAGCUCAUUAUAAUAUAAUAUGUGAAGCUUUUUUCUUUUACUUGUAUAAUGAUAUAUGAUCAC